Molecule: messenger RNA, 3045 nt
Organism: Penicillium canescens
Lineage: Eukaryota; Fungi; Ascomycota; Eurotiomycetes; Eurotiales; Aspergillaceae
Exons: 1
Coding region: 1-3045 (1014 amino acids)
Source: RefSeq, a predicted model, not a curated record
AUGGCGGAGCCUCCUAAUCUCCUUUUUCCGCGCCACCCGGACGACCUUGAGCAUCCACCUGAGCCUAGUGAACUAUAUGACUUGAUGGCGCUUAAAGAUCCACCUGAAGAUUGGAAGUUUCUGACGAGAACUCUGAGUACGUCGAGCCAGUCGAAAGGGCGCGAGAUCGGGGUCGGACAGAUUGAUGUAGUGAUGAAACAUUACUUUUGGGGAAUUCAUUACGAGAAGCAGCUCGUCACUGCUCAUUACACCAGAAAGAGGCGAAAUAUUAUCGAUCUCAAGAAGAUGUUGUGGAAGUUGUUCUAUUACAUGCAAGAGCAGCAUCGUCCAAAGAGCUGGAUGGAAUUGUUUAACUUCAACCGGGACAGUGGGCCGCGACUAAUGAAAUACGAUCUUGAACCACGCCCUACGCCUGUCAGUCGAUGGUAUCGGACCCUUCCCGAGAUCGAUGUAGCUAUCCUUCCUGGGUACCAGCGUCCUUCCGAUGCGAAGCCCGAGACAUCAGAUGGUUAUCUCCAGCAAUUUCUCUUCUCAGCCGACACUUAUGUAGAGCCAUCUCAAUCAAUACCCCGGCUCAUAACGGUACGCCCCGGACCAGUAUCGGACCAAGAGGUAGGCGAAAGGAUUCAGGAGUAUUUACAGCCAUCCUCGUCACCGAUCUUCGAGCACUGGGGCUUACAGCAGUCUCCAGGACUUGAUAAACGAAACCUAGCGCCGCUCGUAGGCCCAAACAAGCGACGACGAGUUCUUUCGCCCGGCGCUCCUGCUUACACGGGCCCGAAACCUAUAGGCCCCGGUGGCUUUGAUCCUAUCUAUGCUGCCCCCAUCCGCAGAUACGAUGACCCAAUCUAUGCGGACCCUAGCCACAGUCCACUCUUCACAACAGCCCCUGUUGGCUAUCAGCAAAUCAACAAGCUAGUUGACACGGCCCUUUCAUCUGCCUAUGAUCCUAGAAAUGUCACAGAGAUCAUUGAAAAGGCCCUUAUGAAUAUUGCAUACAAUGACCUGGAGCGCGAUCCCAGUGCCCCAAUUCGCACCGUGCCUACUCCGCAAUUGACUGCUCGCUCGCUUAACGAUCUGUUUAACACCCAGCUUGGGACCUUCAAUAAUAUAGCCAACGUAAGGUUGGAUCCUGUGACCUUUAAAUGGGAUGCAAAUGGCCUCGUUUAUCCUCUGCGUGGCCGCGGUCCCAUCUGGAGUGGAAAUUCCUGUUCCAUUGAUGCCGUCAUUGCAGCGGGCAUUUUGAUUGAUGCUGGCUGCACCAGGAUCGACCGUUACAAUAACCGACAGGCAGAUUUCAAAGAUAUUGAGAAAGCUUUUGUGGAAACUAUCAACGUGGCCUGGGAUGUCUUGGAUGAACACAAUUCUCGCGUCCAACGCGAUAUGUUCUUCCAGAAGGUCUGCGAUACUUAUCCAAGCAUGAAAAUGGGACAACCUGUUCCGCCAUGGGCUGUUUGGGCAGAAAGCACUAAGAACUUUGCUCAGUUUCGAUUUUUUUACGCUGAGCGAAUAGUGCCCUGCAGAUGUACACGUACGAAAGCGUUUGUCAUGUCCCACCAAGGUUCCUGCGUGAUGCCGGCCUAUAUCAAGGGCGAUGAAAAGGGGAUCGGGGUAUCUCAGUUGCUUGAGCGAUGCUUCUAUGCCAGGAAGGAAAGUAAGUGUAUAGCAUGUGGUGGAGUCAAUAUUCGGAGCGAGAGAAAGGUCGGUCAGCUUCCACUACGCUUGACCAUGACCUUUGAUGGAAGGUCAAAGAUUCUUGAUCACACCAAAGAUAUUGACUUCCAGUAUAUUGACUAUGGCGACAACGUCCAAAGAGCGAGGUACCGUUGGCUUGGUGGCGUCUAUAUCUACAAAGGGCAUGCUCGUGUCUACUGGACAGAUACGAAGCGUGGUGAAUACGACACAGGAAACAUUUGCAUGUACGACAGCCAGCUGAAUCACGGCUUGUUUGCGGGUGGAAUCCCAUGCUAUAACAAAAAUAAUCGAGUCCCCAUUGAGUGGUGCACCGGUGGUGCUAUACCACUGGUGUUCUAUGAACGGAUCAUGAACCCUGCGAAGGAUGUCCUGGCAGCAGCUCUCCAGACCGUACAGGAUAUGACCCUCUUGAGAUCGCAGGAUAAAGAAAUUCUCCAGAACCACAACCCUUGGGCUCCAUCCUCUCCCCAAAUCCAAAAGGAGCCCUGGAAUCGCGUCCUGCCCGGUCUCGCCCAGCCCUUCACUGCCUUCCCACCGUUCACUGGCUACGACGAGCAACUUCUUCCUGGACAAGCCCUCAGUCCACCAAUUCAGACAUCCGUCUUAUCUGUGUCUCCACCUGUUGGCGCUCCUUUGACCCCUAGCAGUGCUAACCGGGCGGCUCUCAACCCAGCACUCCUUGAUCCGAAUGUCAUCGACUGGACAUUAAUUGACCCAGCGUUAUUAGCCAGCACCGCCCCACCACCUACCUCAAGCUACCCGGCCUUCAACUGGCUCUCAUAUCGGGAGCCGGUGCCAGAUGCAGCGCUAUUCUCUCCUCCCACAACCGUGACCCCGAGCGAGGACGGGUUCGACAUGUAUCAUGGCGCACUCGACUUCGCACAGCAGGACCCGAACUGGUUUGCUGAGAUGUCGACCCUUUGGCCUCAUGGUCAACCUGCCGAGGAGGGCGCUUUGGACUUCCCCGGGCUAGCUGAGAACCCCCAGCUUCGGACAAGGAACGAUGCCGUUUCGAGAGAUGCAGAUAAUGAUGUUAUGAUGAUGGAUGUCGAUGUGGAUGAGUCGGAUGGCGGAACUCGGGCGCCGCAUCCAAGAAAGGGUCAUCAAGCCCGUCGUAAACAAGCUCCUGCGGUCACACCGGAGGUGUCCGAUGCGGAGUUUGAGGUGCAGUUAACGCCACGUCGUCAAACUCGUUAUGCUAAGAGACUUGGUACUGAGAGCCCCAAGAAAGCUAGCCCCAAGAAGGCUGCAAAAUCUCCUCCAAAGAAAGCGAAGAAAAUGGCGAAGAAGGAUUCUGAAGAGGACUCAGAGCCGAAAAGGGUUCAGCCUCCUAGGAGAGGUAAAAAGUAG